CCGACUUAUUUUCAAAACGUAGAAUCCGAAAUUAGAAUAGAACCCAAAGAAGAAGUUGAGGUAAAAGAGGAAUGCCUUGAUACGGAUGCAAAAUUGGGAUGUUCUUGUACAGUAUGCCAAAAACAAUACACGACAAAAACUUUACUCAUUUUGCAUAACCGAAUUCACGAAGUCGAACCAGUCAAUACUAACUAUACGGUUGACAAUAAUUGUCCUAAAACCUUUGUAAAAUAUAAAAAAGAGUCUCAAUCGCUUGAAGAAUUUUCAAAGCAUGUCAUAACAAAUCUACAAAAUUGCAAGAUAUGUAAUAAGCGCGUUCCUAACGAUUUGGUUUUAGCAGCACACAUGGCCGAACAUACUAAAGGAAGCAAAUUUUAUUGUCCAUAUUGUAAUUAUAAAACGAACGGCGUAAAAUACUUGCGGACCCAUUUAUUUGGUGUACAUUAUAAAAUCAAAGUGAGUGAAGAAAUUGAAAAUGGCAGUAAUCUCAAAGAAAAGAAAGAGAAACUUGAUGUAUACACAAAUUCUUUUGAAUGUGCAGUAUGUUUUAAGAGAUAUCCUUUGAGAAAACAACUGUACCUACAUAAGCGGGUACAUAAGGUAGAAGAAAAAGAAACAGGGUAUAGAGAAUCUUUUCCUCCUGGUUCUUUCACCUGUAAUUAUUGCAAAGUUCAAUGCAAUACGCGUGAAAUAGCAGAUGAUCACAUUGAAUCUCACCAAGAAACAUGUCAGGAAUGCAACCUGUCCUUUCCUAACGCCUUAAUUUUAGGUAUACAUAUGACUACUCAUUACCAAGACGACACUUUUCACUGUAUCCACUGCAAUUACAAAACUGUCUUUGUGUCAUACUUGAAAAGCCACAUAUUCGGUACCCAUUACAAAAUGAAAUCAUUCAAGUGUCACUCGUGCGAUGCCACCUAUUGUUCUAAACGUCAACUGAACGAACAUGUUCGAUCUUGUCACGAUCAUAUGGACCCAUAUGCUUGUGUAGUUUGCGAAAGAAAAUUUACCGUAAAAACCUGUCUUCGAAAACAUCAACUUAAGAAACACAGACCUUUCAUAGAUGACGACAUAAUUUCAAACUAUUGUGUCUUGUGCAAUAUUGUGUUCGGUUCGAAACGGACACUAGAAAAACACGUUUCUGAUAAACAUACAAACGAAAAGCCUAAAGUAGCGGAAAAAUUCGUAUGUGACAUUUGCGGAAAGGAAGUUGCCUACAAACAGUCCCUUCAGCUUCAUAUGAAACGUCACAGCGGUUUGAAGCCGUACAAGUGUAGUUUUUGUCCAAAAACUUUCAUUGUAAAAGCUUUAGUGACUCGGCACGAAGAAGUUCAUUCCAGUGAAAAAAUGUACGCUUGUGAUAAAUGUCCGAAAAGAUUUAGGAUGAGGCGAGGUCUGCUAAACCACUUUGUCAUUCAUAGCGAUGUCAAGCCGUACGAAUGCUCGAACUGUCACAAACGGUUUAAGAGAAAAUUUGAGACCGCAUUGCAUUUUAAAAAUUGCAUUCGCCAAAGUAAGUCAUAAUUUAGCAUCGUACUAUCGAAAUUAUGCGUUAACCAAAAAAAUUAUAACAUACAGGAUGUGCCAGAUAUACAGGGUGGCGCCUCUCAUACGCCGCGGAGGCA
This is a messenger RNA of Sitophilus oryzae (rice weevil), 1625 nucleotides long. RefSeq names its product zinc finger protein 84-like. The record is from RefSeq and is a predicted model, not a curated record. Lineage: Eukaryota; Metazoa; Arthropoda; Insecta; Coleoptera; Curculionidae. Gene Ontology annotation, cellular component: nucleus. The coding region runs from base 346 to 1524 and encodes 392 amino acids. The transcript has a single exon. Gene Ontology annotation, biological process: regulation of transcription by RNA polymerase II. Gene Ontology annotation, molecular function: RNA polymerase II transcription regulatory region sequence-specific DNA binding; DNA-binding transcription factor activity, RNA polymerase II-specific.